GGCGCGCUCCCGUGGGCCUCACCGUGUUCCUGCUCCUCUAGGCGCGCUCCCGAGGACCCAGGCGCGUCCUCCGUGGACUUGGCCUUCGGUUUCGUGAUUCAACAGCCGGCUGACACCCGGGCUUCCCGGGGCCCCCUUCUCCACGGAGACCAGGCAUCUGCACUGCUCUUGUGAAGCCCAGCAUGUGUGGAGGCCUGAUAGAGAAGUAUGUGGCGGCCAUGUUGCUGAGUGCAGCUGGAGAUGCCCUGGGGUACUUCAACGGGAAAUGGGAAUUCCUUCGGAGCGGGGAGAAGAUUCACCAGCAGCUGGCCCAGAUGGGUGGCCUGGAAGCCAUAGAUGUGGAACUGUGGAGAGUCAGUGAUGACACAGUAAUGCACCUGGCCACAGCUGAAGCCCUCCUGGAGGCUGGAAAAGCCCCCAGCUUCGAUCAACUGUAUUCUCUCCUAGCCAAGCAUUACCAGGACUGCAUGGGAGACAUGGAUGGCCGAGCACCAGGUGGCGCCUCCAUGAGUAAUGCGAUGCAGCUGGAGCCCCAUAAAGCCAAUGGCUGGAGGAUUCCCUUCAACAAGCGAGAAGGUGGCUGUGGGGCUGCCAUGCGGGCUAUGUGCAUCGGCCUCAGGUUCCCCCACCGCAGCCAACUGGAUACACUGAUCCGAGUGAGCAUUGAGAGUGGGCGGAUGACCCACCACCACCCAACAGGGUACCUGGGAGCCCUGGCGUCGGCCCUUUUUACAGCCUAUGCAGUGAAUGGCAAACCACCCUGGCAGUGGGGGAAAGGACUGAUGGAGGUGUUACCAGAAGCUCAAAAAUACAUUGUUCAGUCAGGCUACUUUGUGGAGGAGAAUCUUCAACACUGGUCCUAUUUUCAAGAUCAAUGGGAAAAAUACCUGAACCUUAGAGGCAUUUUGGAUGGCAAGUCAGCCCCUACCUCUCACCAGCCCUUCACUGUGAAAGAGAGAGACCAGUUCUACACCUCCCUGAGCUACUCUGGCUGGGGUGGCAGCAGCGGACACGAUGCUCCCAUGAUUGCCUAUGAUGCCAUCCUUGCUGCUGGGGACUCAUGGAAAGAGCUUGCCCACCGGGCCUUUUUCCACGGUGGAGACAGUGAUUCUACUGCCGCCAUUGCUGGCUGCUGGUGGGGAGUUAUGUAUGGUUUUCAAGGAGUGAGUCCCUCCAACUAUGAGAAACUAGAGUAUAGAGACCGUCUGGAAGAGACAGCGAGGGCUUUACAUUCUCUGGUGUCAAAAGAGGACACUGCCAUGGGCCUCUAGGAAGAUGUGAGGUUCACUUCUGUUGGUGUUUUCUUCUGUGUGGUCCCUUUUCUGCUAAGUGCCUUUUCCUUGUAUCCACAGUCAAUGGUCUUAACCUGUGCUCUUCAGCUCAAGGCCAGCGCUCUACCACUUGAGCCACAGCACCACUUC
This is a messenger RNA of Dipodomys ordii (Ord's kangaroo rat), 1421 nucleotides long. RefSeq names its product ADP-ribosylarginine hydrolase (gene Adprh). Gene Ontology annotation, molecular function: ADP-ribosylarginine-[protein] hydrolase activity; magnesium ion binding. Gene Ontology annotation, biological process: protein de-ADP-ribosylation. The record is from RefSeq and is a predicted model, not a curated record. Bases 183 to 1271 code for a protein of 362 amino acids. The transcript is spliced from 4 exons. Lineage: Eukaryota; Metazoa; Chordata; Mammalia; Rodentia; Heteromyidae.